AUGGGUCAGCUGCGUGGAAAAUACUUGCAUUGGGCUGUGACGGCGGCGAGCUGUCAAGCCUUCCUGUUGCUUGGGUAUGAUCAAGGUGUUAUGAGCGGUCUUAUCGGGGCCAACAACCAGUUUGGACAACAGUUUGGCAAUCCCGAUGCCAAUAUGCAGGGAAUUUUGACUUCAAUCUAUGAUAUUGGCUGUGCGGUCGGAUGUCUGGUCAGCUUCGUGAUCGGUCACAAAAUGGGUCGCAAAAAGAUGAUUAUAGCUGGAGGUGCUAUUAUGGUGAUUGGCACGAUCAUUCUUGGAUCUUCAUAUUCGCGCGCACAAUUUUUGGUCGGUCGAGUUGUCACUGGCUUUGGAAAUGGUAUCAACAGCAGUACUGUUCCAACUUAUCAAAGUGAAAUGGCCCGACCUGAACGCCGUGGUCGCCUCUUAUCGGCUCAGGGAACAGUUACCAUUGUUGGACUUUGCAUCGCUUAUUGGCUUGACUAUGGUCUUAGCUUUGUCGAUUCGCCGGUCCAGUGGCGAUUUCCAAUAAGCUUCCAAGCCUUCUUCGCUGUCUGUCUAGUACUGCAAAUGCUUUCCCUUCCCGAUACACCUCGCUGGCUUUGCGAGCAGGAUCGCAGUGAUGAAGCUGCUUCGAUCCUUGCCCGUUUACAACUCGAUCAACCUGCCGAUGAAUCGAGCCAGGAGGUGGUUCAGCUACGCCGGCAGAUCGAGUCGGCUAUUGAGAUUGAAUCUGCUGGUGGUCCCUUCAGAUACAAGGAGCUGCUGGCUGGUGGAAAGGUUCAGAACUUCCGUCGCAUGAUUCUAGCUGGCUUGGUCAAUGUCCAACAACAAUUCACAGGUUCGAAUAUGAUCAACUAUUAUGCGCCCACUGUCUAUGAGAACGCCAUGGGUCUAUCUCGGAACUUGUCGUUGAUUCUGGGUGGCUGUACAUCGCUGGCUUACUUGGUUGGAUCUAUCGUCCCAUUAUGGAGUAUGGAUGUAUUUGGGCGACGUUCGUCGCUCAUGAUCUCUGCGGCUGGUCUUUGUACUUGCUUCAUACUUGUCGCUGCUUUACUGUCUGUAGGAACAGAAAAGUGCGCAUAUGCGGCGACCGUGUUUGUCUUUAUUUUCCAGAUUUUCCUCGGCUUUGGCUAUUUGCCUGUACCUUGGUUCUACCCAAGUGAAAUCACAACAACCCGUAUUCGAGCUCGCGGUCAGGCUUUUGCAGGCUUCGUGAACUGGAUGUGUGUUUUCAUCGUUGUACAAGUAACACCAACCGCUAUUGAUAAUAUCUCUUGGAGAACAUUCAUUAUUUUCGCUUGCUUUUGCUUCGCAUGGAUUCCAAUGGUCUACUUUUUCUUCCCAGAAACAAAGGGUCUUGAGCUCGAAGAUGUCGAUCACCUGUUCGAAAAGGGCGGUCUUACUGGUGGUGUCUUCGAGUCUCGUGGUCGUCCAGUGGAGCCUGGAUAUCAUCGUACUAUCAACACGGAUAGAAUCGAGAAGCCGACCGAGGAAAGACAAGAAAGAGUUGAUGUGUAA
Molecule: messenger RNA, 1518 nt
Organism: Penicillium angulare
Lineage: Eukaryota; Fungi; Ascomycota; Eurotiomycetes; Eurotiales; Aspergillaceae
Product: sugar porter family MFS transporter
Exons: 8
Coding region: 1-1518 (505 amino acids)
Biological process (GO): transmembrane transport; carbohydrate transport
Cellular component (GO): membrane
Molecular function (GO): carbohydrate:proton symporter activity
Source: RefSeq, a predicted model, not a curated record